UUAAACAUUUUCUAAAGCCAGAGUGACUCCCAACACGUGUGAUUUCAUCAGAAAAGUCUUCCACUGAAGGAAAGGAAUGUCGUCUACGAACUAGUGGUGAUUUUUAAUGACUUCCAUAUACUCAUCUCAGACUAAUGUGAAUUUUAGAAUUUGACAAUAGUGAAGUUAAUUAAGUGUUUAUAUACAGUGAUCGUGUCGCAACCAUUAAUAUACCAUCCUUGUCCACGCAGUACUUACAUAAACAGCAAUGGUUUACGAAAAGUGAAGAGCAGCCCUUAACUUUAACACUGAAGUGCCUCGUCAACGAUUGUGAUGUGUACAAAGUGGUUAGCAACCUCGUAACUACAAAUGAGAGGGAAAUCAACUGCUUCAUAACUUUCCAGUAAUGUACGAAAUAUUAAACACCUAGACAAGCUCAGGUCCCGUCCUAACGUGUAUGACCUUGGCUAAACACAACUAUAGCAUCAGCUAAAACCCCACAAUACCUCUAUCGCCAUGAUUCCCCGAACCCAAACCACAAUGGCUCCCCGAACCCCAACCACAAUAGCUCCAUGCACCCGAACCACAAUAACUCCCCAAACCCCAACCACAAUAGCUCCAUGCACCCGAACCACAAUAGCUCCCCAAACUCCAACAAUAAUUGCUGACCUUCCAGUCAUUCCAAUGGACCUGGAAAGUUUCGCGAUGCGAACCUACCCAACGCCAUUCGUUCAUAUCGAACGCUGGAGCAAAGUGUGGGCGUGUUUUCCAGUGACCUACAGUUACCCGCUACGCGCCUGGAAGUUUUCCCCUUGCUUGUGCUUCUGGGUAUUUUGCGGCAUCGGCCUCAACGUGCCCUGCUUCUACGACUGCCUGAUGGCGUCCGUGAGCAGCGACAACAGCCUCACUCUCUACGUCAUGAUCCUGAUCGUGGUGGUCAUGAGCAUCUCGGCCGUGUGCAUGCACGUCCUGACUCUCAUCUACUACAAGGAGUGGAUCGCCUUCCUCGACGGCUGGAUGAAGUUCGAGAGGAAGUUCCCCGCCUUCACGACGGGGGUCCAUUCGUCCAAACUGGCCAUCCCUCUCUUCAUCGGCUUCGUGAUCUGCGUGAUUUUCUUCGCGUUCAACAUCUUCAACGAACUGCGCUUCAACCUGAUCCAUAACGACGGCAUAUGGCGCAUGCUUUCCCUGGUGUAUGUGUACGUGAUUUACAGCUACACCCUCUCCAUGCCCGUCCUCUGGGUGGUCAUGGCUUCUAGGGUGUUCGUUCUCUGUCUCACGCACAUUAAAACAGAGCUGCAGAGCAUCCUCGAGUGCGCGAAAUUCGGCCAACAGAUAACGUCGCCGGUGCAAAAGUGCAUCGCGGACGGCGACAUUAAUCGCCUGCAGGAAGCCGUGCUGGAGCUGCGAAGUAGUAUCCUGGCCUUCAAGAGGGUGAUGGGGCCUUUCAUGUUAGUCCUCGUCCCCCACCACAUCAUCUCCCUCAUCUGCUUCCUGUACUGGACGAUGGUUUCGGCUCUAGAUUACACAGACUGGUACUUUCCCGUCAGCUUCGGCCUCUUGUCCAUUCAAGCCAUUGCGCCUAUAUUCUGCGGGGCCAUUUACAGUGAAGAUGUACAUCUCAAGAAAAAUGCCCUUAUUGAACCGCUUAUACUUCUAAAAGGAACAAUGAAGGACGACGCACGAAAAAGCAAGAUGGCGACCCUUAUCGACCACAUUAGCAGAAUGGACGCUCAAAUUGAGGGGCGCGGGUUCUUCACGCUUAACAAGAGUAUGGCAACUACGGUCGUGAACACAGUGGUCACUUACCUUGUGGUGCUGAUACAGUUCUAUGGAAGUAGCCAUGGCUGAAGGUGACAGAGACUUUCAACGUACCAUAAUGUUCGAUGUUUCAAUGUGUUCAAAUGUUUAAAAAGUAAUGAUAAAGCUUCCCGUAAUAUAUACUAUAAAUAGUUGGCAUUUUUUACCAGUCCACAUCAGCCUAUAGGUAUGCUAGUCAUUUAGCAGUUCCACUUUUACUUAUUUUUACUUCUCUUUUGACAAUUAGUACAAUUACGCAUGAGUUCUCUCAUUUAAUAAAUAGGUCAGUUUAAUCAUUAAAAAUCAAUAAUAUAAAAAAAAUAUCCCAGAAUUGGUUAAAUUUUGUUACUUUGAUCUUGUAAAACAUCCAAUUAUAUUUUGUCAAAACUAUACUAGGAAUUAACACUGUCUUCAAAACCUUCUUUAGCUUAGACGGAAUGCAAAGAUAUGUUUACGGCAGUUGAGCUUUUGAGCCUUUCUUGUAGAAUCGUUUAAAGUCACACAUAUGAGCAUACGAUUAUGUACCUGAUACCUGUAAGAGACAUUUUUAAAACAAUAAGCUUUAUUCUUUCCUCCUGUAACUCCCUAUCGUCCUCAAUGCUAUAAAAAUGGUCCCGUGCUACUUGAACCAGCAACGGCCAAUCCUUUUUUAUAAUCCUUUAAUGUGGAGGCUUAAGCCAGUACAUCAAGUCUGUUACAAAUAUAAAAAUAAAGCGUUUAUAAUGAAUGGUUGAUUCUAUACAAAUAUUUACCACUAUGUAUAUAUGUAAACAUGUCUGUACCUGAUAUCAUUUUUUCCAAUUAAAACUAAUAUUACUACUGUAAAUACUGCCAGUUCUAACCUAGAUUUUAACUGUAAAGAAAAUCAAGAGGACUCACGCGGCGAAUCACCUAAAAAAAAAAUAUACAGCUAUGAAAUCAGUUAUGUGGUAGCUAUAAAUAUAGCAAACUAAAGAUUAUUAUUACAGAGUUUAAAGAACAAUGGAAUCACAACUUACACAUCAAUUUGUACUGUAAAUAUUAAUUUGUACUAUUGUAUAACUUAAUAUGUGUAACUAUC
Messenger RNA from Macrobrachium nipponense, 2839 nucleotides. RefSeq lists its product as uncharacterized. Gene Ontology annotation, biological process: sensory perception of taste; male courtship behavior; chemosensory behavior. Gene Ontology annotation, cellular component: neuronal cell body; axon; dendrite. The record is from RefSeq and is a predicted model, not a curated record. The transcript has 4 exons. The coding region runs from base 496 to 1830 and encodes 444 amino acids. NCBI's taxonomy places the organism in Eukaryota, Metazoa, Arthropoda, Malacostraca, Decapoda, Palaemonidae.